AACCUCUAACAGAGAGAGAGAGAAGGAUGGCAGGUGAAAGCAAUGGAAGCGCAGAAAAUGUCAUCAAGAUCCCGAAAAUAAAGUUCACGAAGCUGUUUAUCAAUGGAGAGUUCGUGGACUCCGUCUCAGGGAAAACAUUUGAGACGAUUGAUCCACGAACGGGAGAAGUGAUAGCUCGAGUUGCACAAGGAGAUAAAGAAGAUGUCGAACUGGCCGUCAAGGCUGCAAGAGAAGCUUUCGACCAUGGAAGAUGGCCUCGCAUGCCUGGCUCCGAAAGAGGAAGGAUAAUGAUGAAAUUGGCAGACUUGAUAGAUGAAAAUAUAGAGGAAUUGGCUGCACUUGACACCAUUGAUGCAGGAAAGCUGUUUAGUAUGGGCAAGGCCAUGGACAUACCAGGAGUAUCAGGCCUUCUCCGUUAUUUUGCAGGGGCUGCGGAUAAAAUCCAUGGACAGACACUAAAAAUGGCAAAUGAGUAUCAAGCGUACACGUUGCUUGAGCCCAUUGGUGUUGUAGGGCACAUCACACCCUGGAACUUCCCAUCCACCAUCUUCUUCCUCAAAGUUGCCCCAGCCUUGACCGCUGGCUGCACCAUGAUAGUGAAGCCCGCUGAACAGACUCCACUUUCAGCUCUCUAUUAUGCACAUUUGGCUAAGCUGGCAGGAAUCCCAGAUGGAGUACUCAAUGUUGUAACCGGAUUUGGGCACACAGCUGGUGCUGCCAUUAGUUCUCACAUGGACGUUGACAAGAUUAGUUUUACAGGAUCCACAGAAGUUGGGCGGUUGAUUAUGCAGGCUGCAGCAACAAGCAAUUUGAAGGCCGUUUCACUUGAACUGGGUGGGAAAUCACCUCUCGUAAUCUUUGAUGAUGCUGAUGUUGACACUGCUGUUCAUCUCGCUCUGCUCGGCAUUUUGUAUAACAAGGGAGAAAUCUGUGUAGCGGGAUCCCGUGUAUAUGUUCAGGAAGGGAUUUAUGAUGAAUUUGUGAAGAAAGUAGCUGAAAGGGCAAAAACAUGGACAGUUGGCGACCCAUUUGAUCCUCAGAUUCUGCAAGGUCCCCAGGUUGAUAAGACCCAGUUUGAUAAAAUCCUUUCCUACAUUGAGCAUGGCAAGAAGGAGGGAGCCACCUUGUUGACUGGGGGUAAACGCCAUGGAGAGAAGGGAUACUAUAUAGAGCCCACAAUUUUUACAGAUGCUAAGGAAGGUAUGAAGAUAGUGGAUGAGGAAAUAUUUGGACCUGUGAUGUCUCUCAUGAAGUUCAAGACUGUUGAGGAAGCAAUUGAGAGAGCCAACAACACAAGAUAUGGCCUUGCAGCAGGAAUUGUGACCAAGGACUUGAACCUGGCUAACAGGGUGUCGAGAUCAAUUCGAGCUGGCACCAUUUGGAUCAACUGCUACUUUGCCUUUGACCCUGAUUGUCCUUUUGGAGGGUAUAAGAUGAGUGGGUUUGGAAGAGAUUUGGGAUUUCAAGGCCUCCAUAAGUAUCUCCAAGUGAAAUCUGUUGUAACUCCCCUUCAUAAUUCUCCCUGGCUCUAAAUUUAUACAUCUGUGAAUUAAACCAAAUAAAAAGAAACUAGUUGUGUUCAAAAUCAGUCCCAAUGUUACAAUAAAAUGUUGUUAAUCUCUCUU
Messenger RNA from Nelumbo nucifera (sacred lotus), 1625 nucleotides. Its product is annotated as aldehyde dehydrogenase family 2 member C4-like. Gene Ontology annotation, molecular function: oxidoreductase activity, acting on the aldehyde or oxo group of donors, NAD or NADP as acceptor. Lineage: Eukaryota; Viridiplantae; Streptophyta; Magnoliopsida; Proteales; Nelumbonaceae. The record is from RefSeq and is a predicted model, not a curated record.